Drosophila eugracilis is the source of this 1386-nucleotide messenger RNA. RefSeq names its product chitinase-like protein Idgf1 (gene Idgf1). Gene Ontology annotation, cellular component: extracellular region. The transcript is spliced from 2 exons. The record is from RefSeq and is a predicted model, not a curated record. Lineage: Eukaryota; Metazoa; Arthropoda; Insecta; Diptera; Drosophilidae. Gene Ontology annotation, biological process: chitin catabolic process; carbohydrate metabolic process. The coding region runs from base 32 to 1351 and encodes 439 amino acids. Gene Ontology annotation, molecular function: chitin binding.
UUAAAGUCAGGACGUAUUCUCCUCGCCAAAAAUGAGAUUUUAUUUAUUUUAUUUACUGGGUUUACUCAGUGUGACAAGUUUAACCAAUGCUGCCAGCAAUCUGAUCUGUUAUUAUGACUCGGCCUCGUAUUUGCGGCAAGGUUUUGCAAAAAUGCGUCCAACUGAAAUCGAUUUGGCGUUGCAGUUUUGCACCCACUUGGUUUACGGAUACGCGGGAUUGAAGCCAGCAACUCUUGAGUUAUUUAGCUUAAAUGUGGACCUGGACAUGUUCUACUACAAGGAAAUUACUAACCUGCGCCAGAAGUAUCCUCAACUGAAAAUUCUCCUCAGUGUGGGUGGUGAUCGUGAUGUGGAUGAGGCUCAUCCCAACAAGUAUAUAGAGCUGCUGGAGGCCAACCGCACUGCUCAGCAGAAUUUCAUUGAUAGCAGCAUGAUUUUGCUAAAAAGAAAUGGUUUCGAUGGCCUUGAUCUAGCUUUCCAACUGCCACGCAAUAAGCCCAGAAAAGUGCAUGGUUCUAUUGGAACCUAUUGGAAGUCCUUCAAGAAACUCUUUACUGGCGACUUUAUUGUGGAUCCCCUCGCGGAGCAGCACAAGUCACAAUUCACCGAUCUCGUGGGAAAUAUUAAGAAUGCUUUCAGAUCUGCAAAUCUUAUGUUGUCUUUGACUGUGCUGCCCAAUGUGAAUUCAACUUGGUACUUUGAUGUCCCCAAACUGCAUCCCCAGUUUGAUUAUAUCAACCUGGCUGCCUUUGACUUCCACACGCCUUUGCGUAAUCCCGAGGAGGCCGACUACACAGCUCCGAUUUUCUUUUUAGACGAAGAGAAUCGUUUGCCCCAUUUGAAUGUCGAGUUCCAGAUAAAUUACUGGCUCCAAAAUCAGUGUCCUGGCCAAAAGUUAAACUUGGGAAUAGCCAGUUACGGAAGGGCUUGGAAAUUAAGCACGGGAUCAGGAUUGAGUGGAGCUCCAGUUAUUCACGAGACAUGUGGACCGGCACCUGGAGGUAUACAAAUUGAGAGUUCCGAGGGUCUGCUUAGUUGGCCAGAGAUUUGCUCCAAGUUGUCGCAGAAUUCAUCGGCUCUAUAUAGAGGAGAAACAGCGCCUCUUCGCAAGGUCACAGAUCUAACCCAAAAAUACGGAAACUAUGCCCUUCGACCAGCGGAUGAAAAUGGAGAUUAUGGUGUCUGGCUGAGUUUUGAUGAUCCUGACUUUGCUGGAAUAAAAGCAGGAUAUGCCAAGGGCAAGGGACUCGGAGGACUUGCUAUAUUCGAUUUAAGUUACGACGAUUUCCGGGGACUCUGCACUGGCCAGAAGUUUCCCAUUGUGCGAUCGAUAAAGUACUUCAUGGGAUAGAGAAUUGCCUUUGUUACUGUUCAUAGCUUAAUAUA